This is a messenger RNA of Saccharomyces eubayanus, 1248 nucleotides long. RefSeq lists its product as uncharacterized. Lineage: Eukaryota; Fungi; Ascomycota; Saccharomycetes; Saccharomycetales; Saccharomycetaceae. Bases 1 to 1248 code for a protein of 415 amino acids. The record is from RefSeq and is a predicted model, not a curated record. The transcript has a single exon.
AUGCGCGCCAAGACUAUAUUUUCUCCGAAAAGUAUAAAGAGAAGACUACAAGGGAUUGCAGGUUCAAAAAAAAAGAUAACCUCCAGAACCGCCCCACCCCCCAUCGCCAACAUGGAAGACAAAAAGAUCGAAGAUGAAAAGAGCGUAGGCUUAUUAUCGUCUAAGAGUGUUGAAUCUCAAAACAUCGUACUACCAAAGGAUAUCUUCAGAAAUUCAUUUACUUGGUUCUGUUACGAGACUUACAAGUCCCUAGCGUUUCGUAUCUGGUUAAUAUUAUGGUUGCCGCUCACUGCUUGGUGGAAGGUGUCCAGUGAAUGGAUUUAUCCCUUCUUAGCUACCAUUUUUUUAGUUGAAGUGCUAUUCUUCCUCCCCCUCAUCCUAAUUAUAGGUCGCAAACGUGCUAUCUCCAAACAAUAUACCCAGUUUUGCAAAGAAAUCAUUAAUCAUGCYCCAGGUACUGAUGACGAGGACUGGGAGCCUGUUCUAAUAAAUUUCAACUCAUACAUGUAURAAAACAAACUUUGGAAAACCGAGCAUAUGUUUUUUGAUUGCUCGAGCUUCCGAGAAUCAUUUAGAAUAUUCAUUCUAGAGCCAUUUUGCUUGAAAAAGGACAACGAUGCAAAGGUCAAAUCAUUUAAAGAGUCAGUACCCUACAUCGAGGAGGCUUUGCAAGUCUACUUUGCGAGAGUAGAUGAACUAUGGAAUCAGGUCUGUUCUGAAAAGUCGUUGAGCGCCAUUGACUCCAAAGACACUCCACUUCCUAAGCAAUUAUACCGUUUCAAGGCUGUCUGGACUUUCAAGACAGCCCUUAAUAAUGGMGCAUUAGSGGCAAUCAUCCCUUACUUAUAUUGUAUCUUCGUUUCAUGGCGUUACAACAUUUUUGUUCGCGUCUUCUACCUSGGGUUUAUGUUAUUYGUGUUGAUAGCAUAUUUCAAAAAUGYAAGAGUUGCACCAAUGAAAUUGGAACACAAGAUGCACUACAUUUCAACUGUUAUUAGCGAGCAAGAAGUUGGCGCUAAUGGAUGGGACCAAAUCGCAAAGAAAAUGAAUGUGUAUCUGUUCGAACAGAAAGUUUGCAAGAGUCAAGAGUUUUUUUUUGACGGAACUGAUUGCAAAUGGUUCUUUGAUCRCAACUUCUCUAGUUCUCUAUCUUCAAAGAAGUCUAUGUGGCUUUUGCCAUUGAAUGCUGAACUAUGGCCAUACAUUAAGGAAGCGCAAUCAGCCUGUGGCGAAGAAUCUCUAGCGUAG